GACGUUUCCCCCGCCAUGAGUAGCCGAAGAAGCGAGAAGAUGAAUUGGGUGAUCCUGCCGUUGCAGCAGGAUCUGAGGGUGCGGGAGGUGCCGUUUGAAGUUCGCCUCCAGAUUGGCUAUGACAUAGCAGGGAAGCACCUGUCCUGCAUCUUCGAUCAGACACCUGACUUUGACUUCCACCGCAUGAAGGAGCCCUUCUAUUGUCUCUCUGUGCAGCUACGUCUGGCGAUGGGUCCCACGAAAGCAACUUUGUGUCUGCUGCGGACGGGCUUAGUCGAGCCGGCGUGGCUGGCGAUGUUUCACUCUAUCUCAGAGGAGUCGGAGCGCCGCUUAAUGCUGCAGCCCAUGCCUUCCUUGUCCUCAGAGAAUCUUUCCAGGGAUCAGGACCGAGAGACAGGCCCGGCCACAUACGGCCGACGGAGGAGCUCGCCCGCUGCCUUGAGCUUUGCGAAGGUUGAGGUGCCCAGCUUGCGGAACCUUCAACAGCGAAUCCGAGGCCCUAGAAAAGAGAAGGUGAAUUCCUGUUCAUCCGUUAGCGGCAUCAGUCCGUCGCACAUGAGUCAAUUGAGACGCGGAGAGACGGCGGGGUCGGCGCUCCUCACGGGCAGUCUUGCCUACAGUGUCGACUCUUCCCUUCCGGUGCAGACGAACAUGUUCGAUUUCGGCUCCGUGGAUGUGGAAAUACAGACUGAUCCAACGGGCGUAGACGCCUCCUCACAGACGCUCCAAAUCGGAGAAGCUCGAUGCAG
Symbiodinium sp. CCMP2456 is the source of this 749-nucleotide messenger RNA. The record is from the annotation of a GenBank genome assembly. Lineage: Eukaryota; Dinophyceae; Suessiales; Symbiodiniaceae.